AUGGUCACACUGUUUACAGUUAGAGAAAUCGCCAUUAUAUUUCGAAUAGGUUUUAAGAAAUACAUACGCAGCUAUUUCAAUUUCACGGAUUUCACCUGCUACUUGCUAUCAAGCUUAGCACUGGCGAUGCAAAUUUUCCAAUACUUCUAUGUUGAGCGCUUAUUGCAGAGGAAGAAGCAAACUGAUCAAUAUAUUUCUCUAGACUGGGCUUGCUUCAUGAGAGCCGUUAUUACUUAUAUUAACGGAAUUUUCAUUUUUAUGAUUUGGAUACGCCUGCUUACCUUUUUGACCAUUAAUCGUACCUUAACGGUAUUUAAUAAGGUGCUGCUAAGAAGCGCCAACGAACUGAUUGGAUUCACCGUCGUCUUGCUUAUCUUCCUAAUGGCGUAUGCAGAGUGCGGCUUGGCAUUAUUUGGUGUCAACGAUGUGAAAUUUUGCAGUCUAAGUAAUGCAUUGAUAUCCAUAAUGAGCUUGGCUGGGCGUAAAUUUGCAUACCAAGAAAUUACGGACAAAAAUAAGGUGAAAACAGGUAUCUACUACAUUUCCUUUGUGUUGAUUGUCUAUGUGCUGCUGGUGUUGCACGUCUGCCUGGGCAUCCUCGUUGCCGCCUACGACGAGGUCAGCGCCACACUGCAGACCAAAAAAACCAAAGUGACUACCGUCAUUCGUAUGUUUUUCAUAAGCUUGUACGAUCUGCUUUAUUGGCUCAUUUUUCGCAAGCGAAGAGUCCGCAAAAAAGUUGAUAUAGAUGCAGAGGGCGAAUGGGAAGUGGAUCACCACUUAAUUCCUCAAAUGGUGUCCAGCUUGACUGCCAAACGCACGCAUUCGAUCAGCGAUCCGGCCUUCCUAACACAGGAUAUGUACCUGCCUUUGCGCAUGAAACGAGUUUCCACACGUCUUCAUGUUUUGGAAGAGGUACUGAUCCCAGUCCUGAAGCGUUUUCUCAGGUAUUACAAUCACUUGCGCAAAGCACAAGGGCUCAACGUGAUAUUAUUUGAGCAAUUAGACGUGGAUAUUUAG
Molecule: messenger RNA, 1020 nt
Organism: Drosophila navojoa
Lineage: Eukaryota; Metazoa; Arthropoda; Insecta; Diptera; Drosophilidae
Product: polycystin-2
Biological process (GO): detection of mechanical stimulus
Cellular component (GO): membrane
Molecular function (GO): calcium ion binding; calcium channel activity
Source: RefSeq, a predicted model, not a curated record